GUUUGCAAGACGCACACGUCCUGCAGAUGUUUGGUGGGUACGAGUCUACCAUUGGCUGCCGUUUUCUUUUCGUGUUUGAGUUACAUUAGAAUGGCAGAGAUUUAGACCUGCGGGAGAUGUCUGGAAACAUUACGCACGGAGCCUGCGGGGCCAUAAACCUGAACUUUACGCACAGCUUUCUGCCGCCCGUCUUCGUCACUGUGUUCGUUGUCGGGACAGUGUCCAACAUCUGGGGGCUGAAGAGCGUGUGCAACAGCUGGAACAACAUCGCGAACAUUAACAUUUUCAUGUGGAACCUGGGGAUGGCGGACCUGCUCUAUCUCUUCACCCUGCCAUUUCUCGUGCACUAUUACGCGAACAACAGCCAGUGGCGGUUCGGUCCCACGUUCUGCAAGGUGACGCGCUUCUGCUUCAACCUCAACCUUUACGGCAGCAUUGGCUUCCUCACCUGUAUUAGCAUUUACAGGUACCUGGGAAUCGUGCAUCCAAUGAGAGUGAUGGGAAAAAUCACUAGCCGACACUCCUUGGCCAUAAGCGUCUUGGUCUGGAUUUUGGUAAUCAUCCAGAUCCUCCCAGACAUGUUUUUUGAGAAGAAUAACUUCACAUCACCCCACGCGUGUUACGAUACUACCUCGAAUGACCGGAUCAGGAGCUACAUGCCGUACAGCAUCGGCUGGACCGUCACAGGGUUCGUCAUCCCGCUGCUCAUCAUUCUGGUCUGUUAUGGUCAUGUCGUUGUGGUUCUGAGCAAGAAAGCCACCGUCAACCCUGUGCUGAAGCAGCGGUGUUUGAGGCUCGUCGUGAUUCUGAUCAUACUCUUUUCCGUCUGCUUCAUCCCCUACCACGUGCUACGAAAUCUUAAUUUAAAAACCAGAAUUUUGAAACAGGCUGGAUUCUGCCACGCCACGUUCCGUGACAUAUACAUUGCGCACCAGGUUGGCAGAUGCCUGGCGUGUCUGAACAGCGCGCUAAAUCCGCUCAUUUAUAUAGUUGGAAAUGAUGAAUUUCUUAAGAAGCUCCAUGACUUCGGUGCGCGAGUCCAGCUUCCUCGGGGCUGCAUGAAAGGUGUGGAUUUUUACCGCAAACCGAUGGAGGCGGACCCGAACCUGCAUGGACAUGAGUCACUGGACCAUGAGCCACCGUAAUGUUCACAUUUGUAGGAGCGCAGAAGUGAAAGUUUUGGAGCACAUGUAUCAAGGAAAAAAACAAAACAAAACAAUUGAGCUGUCAAAGUUGUUCUUUGUUUAUUUUAACGUUUAUUGAAUGAUACAACAACCUCAAAAGAACAAAUAAGCAUUUAGUACAACAAUGUAUGGAAUGACUUGUCCCACUAUGUUAACAUUAAGAUGAAAAAGCAGAAGACAUUUUUAUUAUUUAUCGGUCUCAGUGUGAUGCGUUUAGGGGCAGUAUGUAUAAUCUGCCCUUCUGCUGGUCACAUGGUCUUGAGGAAGGUCAGAAGAGACUGACGUUCACAUGCACUGACACAUUUCACCAGAAUGGGUGUUUCCGUGUGAACAAGUGAAAUGCAGUUACACAAGAUUGAAAACAAGCCACAAGUGCUGAGUGUGUGUAUUAUGGGUGCUUAAACACAUACUACUACUACAACUACUUAUAUUGUACCUUAAAGCAAAACAGUUUUUGCCUGUAUGAAAUAAGUGCACCCUCUGUGCCGAGACCCAGUUGAAGAAACUUACUCUCACUGAAAACAUUGACAGCUCGCAGCGACAUGAGACAAAACAGAUUUUAGCCACUUAACAAAAGGUUGAUCUUAUAAAUCUAUGAUAUCACAAGAAUAUGUUCACAUAUGUUAGACAGCCUUAUGUUUGUAAACGCUUAAUUCCCCACACCAAAGUCCACAGAGAAUGUCUGCAAUUUUGCAUCACCCCACACAGGAGAAGUUGAUCCACUGCUGCCUUUUUCAUUCAUUUCAAAUGUGUAAUC
This is a messenger RNA of Solea senegalensis (Senegalese sole), 1941 nucleotides long. Its product is annotated as P2Y purinoceptor 1-like. Gene Ontology annotation, molecular function: neuropeptide receptor activity. The transcript has a single exon. Lineage: Eukaryota; Metazoa; Chordata; Actinopteri; Pleuronectiformes; Soleidae. The coding region runs from base 117 to 1145 and encodes 342 amino acids. The record is from RefSeq and is a predicted model, not a curated record. Gene Ontology annotation, biological process: G protein-coupled receptor signaling pathway. Gene Ontology annotation, cellular component: membrane.